Molecule: messenger RNA, 2814 nt
Organism: Pelodiscus sinensis (Chinese soft-shelled turtle)
Lineage: Eukaryota; Metazoa; Chordata; Testudines; Trionychidae
Product: protocadherin alpha-8-like
Biological process (GO): homophilic cell-cell adhesion
Cellular component (GO): plasma membrane
Molecular function (GO): calcium ion binding
Source: RefSeq, a predicted model, not a curated record
GACUCAGGAGCCCUAAAACCAAGAUUUAACAGUGUCUCCGGAGGGAAGAAAGUUCCUACAGAGGCAAUAGAAGGACCAUAAAUAGCUAGUAGCCGACUUUGUAUUUCCGUCGCUAGGUGUCGCUGUUGACUGAAAAUAGGUUUCCCUGCGAAAGGAAAAACCCAGCUCCUCCUCCCGUCCCACAUUUACAUCGGAGGAAAUCAGGACCCACCCGCACUGCCUGACGCAGGGCUCCAAAUACAAAGACUUGGAAGCAGAGUCUGUUCUGCAUAUUUAUUUUCGGCCAAAACCUGGGAUUUUAUUGGUCAGCUGGCUCAGUUCGGAUCGCAUCCGCCAUGGCCCUUCUGCGGCGAGAGGCGCUGGGCGCGGGGCAGCUGCUGCGCUGGGUUCUGCUCCAGGCGGCCUGGGCGGCGGGCGGCGGCCAGCUCCAUUAUUCCGUGCCGGAGGAAGCCGAGCCCGGCACGCUCGUGGGCCGCCUGGCCCAGGACGUGGGUCUGGAGGUGGCGGAGCUGGUGUCUCGGCGGUUGCGGGCGGUGGCCAAGGGCGGCAGAGACUGUUUCGAGGUAAAUGCGCAGAGCGGCGCGUUGCUGGUGAAGUCGCGGCUGGACCGGGAAGAGCUGUGCGGGCCGAGCCCCCGGUGCGCCCUGGACCUGGAGGUGCUAGUGGACAAACCGCUGCGGCUGUUCCCCGUGGAGGUGGAGAUACGGGACAUCAAUGACAACGCCCCUGUUUUUUCCUCAAACCAACAACAUCUCAGUAUUGCGGAAUCACUGACGCUUCCAGACUCGCGGUUCCCUCUAGAGGGCGCGUCCGACGCAGAUAUUGGCACAAACUCGCUGCUCACCUACACACUGAGCCCCAGUGACUAUUUCAGCCUCGACUUGCAAAAGAAAAACGAGAAAACCAAAUCUGUUGAGCUCGUGUUAAGGAAGCCUCUUGAUAGGGAAGAAACCCCUGAGCACCGUUUACUGCUCACGGCCACCGACGGGGGCAAACCGGAGCUGACGGGCACAGCGCAGCUGGUGAUCUCGGUGCUGGACGUCAAUGACAACGCGCCGGUGUUUUCUCAAGCCGUGUAUGAGGUCAGUUUACUGGAAAACACAACACUUGGGACGCUAGUCAUCAAACUCAACGCCUCCGAUUUGGAUGAGGGGAUUAAUAAAGAUAUUGCUUAUUCCUUUAGUGCUCUUGCUGGUCCCGAAAUUACAGACGUGUUCAGUAUCGAUUCUCAUACCGGGGAAAUUAGAAUCAAAAGAGAAUUGGAUUUUGAAGAUACUAAUUUAUAUGAAAUUCAAAUCGAAGCCAUUGACAAAGGAACCCCACCUAUGGUCGGACACUGCAAAGUGCUGGUGGAAGUGCUGGACGUGAACGACCACGCCCCCGAGCUGGCGGUGACUUCCCUGUCGCUGCCGGUGCCGGAGGACGCCCCCCCGGGGACAGUGGUGGCUCUCCUGAGCGUCUCGGACCGGGACUCGGGAGACAACGGCAAAGUCAGCUGCUCCAUCGGGCCGGGCCUGCCCUUCCGCCUCGUGUCCACCUUUAAGAAUUACCACUCGCUGGUGGUGGCGGAGGCGCUGGAUCGGGAGCGCGUGGCUGAAUACGAGGUCGUGGUGCGGGCCAGGGACCAAGGGGCCCCGCCUCUGUGGGCCAGCAGGCGGCUGGUGGUGCCGCUGUCGGACGUGAACGACAACGCGCCCGCGUUCCCGCAGGCCGUGUACACGGUGUUCGUGCGGGAGAACAACCCGGCCGGGGCCCCUGUGCUGAGCGUGUCGGCCUGGGACCCGGACUUGGGGGCGAACGGGCGGGUGAGCUACUGGGCGGUGGAGAGGCGCGUGGGCGAGCGGCCCCUGUCCAGCUACAUCUCGGUGCACUCGGAGAGCGGGCAGGUGUCCGCCCUGCAGCCCCUGGACUACGAGGAGCUGCAGGUGCUGCAGUUCGAGGUGAGCGCGAGGGACGCGGGGCUGCCGGCCUUGUGCGGGAACGUGAGCGUGCAGCUCUUCGUGCUGGAUGCCAAUGACAACGCGCCCGUGGUGUCCCCGCCUGGGUCCGGGCGCGGCGCGCUGGGGCCCGAGCUGGUGCCGCUGUCGGCCGGCGCCGGGCACGUGGUGGGCAAGGUGCGAGCGGUGGACGCGGAUUCCGGCUACAACGCCUGGCUGCGCUACGAGCUGCAGGAGCCGCGGGCGGCGGGGCCUUUCCGCGUGGGUGUGUACAGCGGGGAGAUCAGCACGGCGCGGGCCUUGGAGGAGGCGGACGGCCCCAGCCGGAGCCUGGUGAUCGUGGUGCGGGACCACGGGGAGCCGGCGCUGUCCGCGACCGCCACCGUGAGCCUGUCGCUGUCGGAGCGUGCCCAGGCGGUGGCCUGGGAGUCGGGGCCGCCGCGUGCGGGGAGCGCAGGGCCGGCGGGCGCCAUGAACGUGUCUCUGAUGAUCGCCAUUUGCUCGGUGUCCGGGCUGUUCGUGCUGGUGAUUGUCCUGUACGUCGGGCUGCGCUGCCCGGGGGCCCCGGAAGUGACGUGCGGGCCCGGGAAAGGCCCGGGGGCGGGGGCGAGCGCGAGCGAAGCGGGGAGUUGGUCCUAUUCGCAGCGCCAGAGCCGGCUGGUGUGUGUCGGGGAAGGCACCGUCCGGAGCGACCUGAUGGUUUUCAGCCCCGUCUGCCCGAGCUCCGCGGAGAACGGGGAGGCAGGGAAGGGGCAGGGACUGACGCCAAAUGCAUCUGGCCAGGUGAGUUUCAUCGGUUUGAUUUCUGGUGUUGUGCCUUUCAAGAGAUGUGAAUUCGUUAAUGUGUUUUGAGACAAUUAGUAUGAAGAAGUUACAU